GCUGCUGCAGCGUGGAGACAGUGGGGGAGAGGAGGAGAAAGUGGCUCAUUGUGGAGUCUGCUGAGAGAGAGACGUCUCACCUUCAUUCUCCUUUCUUUGGAAAAGGAAAGCAAAACGUUCCGGCUACUUUUCCAUGAACAGACAGACUUAAAGGAAAGUGGUGGGACUGGAUCAAGACGGGCAGCAGGAGCUCCUCUGACUGCUUUGGAUGUAUCAGAGAGGAGGGGGAGGUUUUCUGAGCUGAUACGCGUUGGAAAUGAGUCAAACGGCGAAUGUGAAGGAGGCUGAAGGAAAGUGAUUGAAAAGGAAGAAUGAUAAUGUAGAGGAAUCUGCUUACAUUUCCUCUCAGAUUUUAUUCAUUUCUUUCAGGGGGGUUGAGCCAUUACAUCCGAGCUUUCGGAGCACAUCACCUUUCAGAUAAUCUCAUUUUCAUCCAUCCGCCACACCUCGGCUGGUGAUCACACUCCUGGUUGUUCAGUCCAAUUUGAUUCCCAGCUCGACAGCUUAGUUGUACAAACUUGCAUUCAGUUGUGGCCUAUUAUGGAAUUCCGGCUGCUGACUUGUAAUACAUUUUAAAGCAGUUUUACAAAAAUUCCCUUUCUGAUACAAUCUGUUAUAAGUGAGAGUUGAACAUGGCCAUCAACACGGACACCGACUUCCAGAAGUCUAACUUGGGUGAGGGUGGAGGAGGCGCUCAGCAUGCGGACUCCCAGGAGACGGAGAAACUGCUGGCGGUGACCACCGAGCCUGGAGGGAAUGGGAUGAAGAUGUCCACCUCCUUCACGGUCAACAUGGGCAGCGACAAGGCCCUGGAGGCCGACCAGAACGGCCACAGCGUGGCUGUGAGAUCGGGCUCCGUCGGGCAGCUGGCCGCCGCCGCCCCCCUCUCCCCGUCCAAGGCCAGUCUGAGCCGCUCCUCCACCGGCAACGCUGCCGUGCAGGAGACCCCGAUGCCCAAGGAUUAUCUCAUCCUCGUCAUCAUGUCCUGCUUCUGCCCCGUGUGGCCCGUCAGCAUCGUCGCUCUGGUGUACUCCAUCAUGUCCAGAAACAGCCUCCAGGCGGGGGAUAUGGAUGGGGCCAGGAGGCUGGGUCGACUGGCACGUCUGCUCAGUAUUGUCUCCAUCGUUCUGGGAGUGGUCAUCAUCAUAGUCUACGUCUCAGUCUCAGUAAGCCACUGACAUGGAGGACCUGAGAGGGGCAAAACAAAACUCUGAGAAACCGUGAAAGCCAAACCACGGAUGCAACGAGAAAUAAAAGCCCAUUCCAAAAAAAAAGAAAAAAAAGAAAAAAAAGAAAAAAAACAAAUACAAUUCUGAACUUUAUGCUAUAUUGUAAUUACACAUGACCACCCUCAGAAAGCAAAAAAAAAAUAAAAAAAUAGGCAACUCAUGAGAGUAGGUACUGCAGCAAGUAAACAAGUGAAAAAAAAUUAUUCAGAGAUGCAUGCACUAGAAUCCAGUAACAUUUGCUUGUCAAAAAUAACCAAAUACCUGACAUACAACUGUUCAGGUUAAAACAGAGGAAAAAGAAAAGCAGAUGUGUACGCGGUCAGGAGAACUGAUUAAUGUUUCUUUUUGGAAUAAUGGACUUCUUUACAUGAAGAAAAUGAUCUACACAUGAGGAGAGAGUGACCAAUAGACUUUUUCUAUGUCUGGGAUGGGGCUCCUUUGCAAAACAGAUUCUGGGUUUAGACUUCAAACUUUGGACAGCUGCAUAUAAUCCUCAUAUAUUCCUUACUGAACCUCUUGCAUUCAAAGCAUAUACAGCUACAAAUAUAUCUGAAAUAUAGAUAUAGAUGUACAUUUUAUAAUAAUGUUUGUAUGCCAUGUGGUGCUGGGUUUGUUAAGACUGUCACAAUGGCGGCUUUGUCAGCACUUGGAUUAUCAGUGGAUAUUCAAGGGUUUGUGAAAAAGGGGGCAGGGAACACAUUUUUUAAUUUUUGUUAUUUAUUAUAAUUUUUUUGAACUAAAAAAAAAUUGAGACCAACUGCAUGCCUGAAUGUAGAUAACCAAAAUUCUGCCUUCGUUUUGACUGUUAUUAGUUGUCUCUUUUAUUAUGAAGGAGUCAGAGAGGCUAACAGGUUUGCACAUGGAAGAGUGAUUUGUGUACAUUGUGUGAGUCCAGCUACUGUAGAAUGUGUGAGAACUGUGAUCUAACAGAUUCCUUUUCUGUUUCUAUCUCUUGAACCUUGCUUUGCUCUAGCAGAGACAGAAACCCACACAAAACCUCCCACCAGCUUUGAAUUCCUACUUUUCCUUUCACAUCAUGACCUAAGUGGCUGCUGUCCUUCAGUUUUGUCUCUGUACCUUCAUCUUGUACCUUUCAACUCCGUUUUACAUUUCACCUUUUACUACCUUUCUACACCAUCGCUCCCCAUUUCCCCAUUUCCAUUCUUACAUUGUUAUACAUUGACUGUUAAAUACCAUUGUUUCACCGAAUGAUUUUUCUGCUCCUUAUUGGUAUGGUAUGAAAUGUAUUUAUAUGGGAAAAUAUAUAUGCAAUAUGUACGCAUGCUAUGCGCCGAACCGGCUGACACAUAUUUAUUUUUUGUAAACGAGCAGGCCUAUGAGUUUGACUGAGUAACAAAAAGCAUUUAAAGAAUCUUUAUUUAAAAUCCAAGCACGACAGAUUGUCUGUAUUCGUCACUUUAUCAGAGAGAAGUCACUGUAAGUCCCUUGUGGAUACACAGGACUGUUGUAUUGACACAUAACAGGCUUAUGCUACAAGCACAGGUAACAUCGCUGUAAGACCAUGUAGCGUCAUUUAAGGCCACAGCUUUUCUUUGGGCAUUAAUGCUUUUUUUUUUACUUGUGUAAUCUAAAUCAGGAACUAUUUGGACAGAGUCCCUUUAAAGUGAUAAAAAAAAAAAUGUGAUGCCGUGUGUUGAGUUCCAAUUGUUCUUUGCUUAAGGGCUUCGUACAAGUGAAACAAGAGAAACACCAGCUUAUUAUGACUGAUGAGAAAUUAAAUUUAUCAGACUAUGCAGCUAAAGUGAUCUACCAAGUUUUAAUCUGAACAUCAUCAACAUAAGGCUGAACAACUGCAGUCUGUCAAGUAUUAACACUCUAUAGCACAAUGUUUUUGUGCUAAAUGGGUUAAUGCUGACUCCAUUCCAAUUCAGAGUUGUACAUAAAAAUCAUGUUCUUUAUCCAAACAUCUGAAAGCAGCAAAAUCCAAAGAUCCCUCAUGUUCACUACCAAAUUAAAGAAAAGAUGUUACAUUACAUUGCUGCCAAAUGGCAACCUCACGUCUAUAGAUGACACCAAGUAUAGGCAACUGCACUAGUGUUAUUCCCUAACAUGCAAAUUUCCCAUCUCUGCAACUGGUGGUCAGGAGUCAACUGUCCAGCCUAUAAGCACUGCUCUGUCAGUAAAACAGUUCAAACCUUCACUUCAUUUCUAUAUAUUACUGUUUUUCUUUGGCAGUAUAAUUGUACGUGUCAGUUUUCAUCUCUGUGGUGUACAUUUUGCAUGUCUGGAAUAAAUGUUACCAUGCAUGGUCCAA
Messenger RNA from Seriola aureovittata, 3504 nucleotides. It is a transcript of the gene trarg1a, whose product is annotated as trafficking regulator of GLUT4 (SLC2A4) 1a. The transcript has 3 exons. The record is from RefSeq and is a predicted model, not a curated record. Lineage: Eukaryota; Metazoa; Chordata; Actinopteri; Carangiformes; Carangidae. Gene Ontology annotation, cellular component: membrane. The coding region runs from base 633 to 1178 and encodes 181 amino acids.